Messenger RNA from Mangifera indica (mango), 698 nucleotides. RefSeq lists its product as uncharacterized. The record is from RefSeq and is a predicted model, not a curated record. The transcript has 7 exons. Lineage: Eukaryota; Viridiplantae; Streptophyta; Magnoliopsida; Sapindales; Anacardiaceae. The coding region runs from base 251 to 541 and encodes 96 amino acids.
CCUCUCUUCUUCUUAUUGGUUUUUUAUUAUUAUUUUUUUUAAUUUUAAUUAAUAUUUACUAUAUAAGUUGUAUUUAACGUCUUAAGUAACUUCCUGUAGAUAUAUUCUUAUCCUCCUCUUCACUCAACCCUCCCUCAUUCCUUUCUCUCUUUUUUAUCUCUUCGAUUUUGUUGCUUCUCUCUUUCAUCUCUCUCCUCCUCUUUUUUCUUCUACAAUCUGUUCUUUUUCUAGAGGAGAACUCAACUGGGAGAUGGCAGACUGCAACAGAGCCCAAGAAUUCUAUUCUUCCCCAGAGGAAACAAUGGAGAAGAAGUAUGGCGGCCUUGUUCCCAAGAAGAAGCCUUUAAUUUCCAAGGACCAUGAACGUGCCUUCUUUGAUUCAGCAGAUUGGGCAUUAUGCAAGCAAGGCGCCGGAGUGAACCAGAAAUCUACAGUGGCAAUAGAGACUCUGAGACCAAAACUCCAGAGAACUCCGCACCAACAACUGCCACCCAGAAGACCGGCUUGCACAUCUGGUCAAGAUAACCACCAUGGAGAGUAGUAGAUUGAAUGAUUUGGUGCGGGAAGUGCUUAUUAUGGGAUGAUAUAAGCAGUUCAAUUCAUAAAAUUGUACACAUAACAAUUGUCCUUUGAAUUGGUAUUGGUAUUGGUAUUGAAUAAAGGCAUUUUGGUUAUGCGAAAAAAAAAUUUUAAAUUGU